AUGAGUCGUCCAGAGCAUCAGGCGCCGCCGGAGAUCUAUUAUGGCGACAAUGAAGCUCGGAAGUAUACAGCCAAUACACGUAACCAGGAGAUCCAGGCUGAAAUGACCAUGCGUGCGAUUGAGCUGUUGGCCCUGCCGCCGCACCGCCAACCUGCUUUGAUUCUCGACAUUGGCUGUGGCUCUGGCUUGUCUGGUGAAAUUCUUACAGAGAUGGGACAUGAGUGGAUUGGCUUUGACAUCAGUCCCAGCAUGCUUAGUGUCGGCUUGGAGCGGGAUGUCGAAGGCGAUAUGAUCUUGGCCGAUGCCGGUCAUGGAUGCAUGUUCCGUGCAGGCAGCUUCGAUGGUGCGAUUAGUAUAUCUGUGCUACAGUGGCUUUGCAAUGCCGAUACCAGUUACAAUUCCCCCGCAGGCCGAUUGAGCACAUUCUUCUCGACACUGUAUGCGUCCCUCACGCGCGGUGCUCGUUGUGUCUUCCAGUUCUAUCCAGAAAGCGACGACCAAGUCACUUUUAUCAUGUCACAGGCGACCAAGGCUGGGUUCGGUGGUGGUCUUGUGGUGGACUACCCGAACUCUGUCAAAGCCAAGAAGAUUUAUUUGGUUCUAUGGGUCGGUGGUGAAAUGCUUGUGGGGCCCAAUGGCGAGGGCCAAGGCGUGAAGCAAAAACUCCCUGAAGCUCUGGACUUUGACGAGCAGGGCCCUACUGCACGCCAUGAGACACGCAAAGUGGCGGAUCAGCGUCGUGAGCGUCACCGCAAGAACAAGAAAGUCGAGUCGUCCAAGGAAUAUAUACAGCGGAAGAAGGAACUCAACCGCCUACGUGGCAAGACGAAUGUGCCGCAUGACUCCAAGUACUCUGGCCGCCGGCGUAAGCGAAAGUAA
This is a messenger RNA of Malassezia pachydermatis, 879 nucleotides long. Its product is annotated as bud23-protein involved in bud-site selection. The record is from RefSeq and is a predicted model, not a curated record. Gene Ontology annotation, cellular component: nucleolus. The transcript has 3 exons. Lineage: Eukaryota; Fungi; Basidiomycota; Malasseziomycetes; Malasseziales; Malasseziaceae. Bases 1 to 879 code for a protein of 292 amino acids. Gene Ontology annotation, biological process: rRNA (guanine-N7)-methylation. Gene Ontology annotation, molecular function: rRNA (guanine) methyltransferase activity.